Molecule: messenger RNA, 1580 nt
Organism: Fusarium graminearum PH-1
Lineage: Eukaryota; Fungi; Ascomycota; Sordariomycetes; Hypocreales; Nectriaceae
Exons: 4
Coding region: 305-1396 (363 amino acids)
Biological process (GO): transcription initiation at RNA polymerase II promoter; transcription by RNA polymerase II
Cellular component (GO): transcription factor TFIIF complex
Source: RefSeq, a predicted model, not a curated record
GAGGGUUACAAUAACUAACUUACAAGACGGAGCACUUGCAGCUCUUCUCUAUAACUUAGACAAUCUAUUUUUCUUUAAUAUUUGAUUGUAAACUCCUUUCAUACCUAAAUUGUGGAGUCGCUAUUGGGGAGGUUAAAGUCAUGACAAAGUACUAAGGCACAUACACAUACAUACAAAGGCAGGGCCCGCUUUAGUGCAUUUUUAGCUCCAACUGCCUGGGGCUCUCUCUUACUCUGUGUGUUAUAUCUCUUUCUACACGCGCUCGUCACCAAUCACAAACCUAUCUCCAACAUCAACCAACAUCAUGGCCGAACCAUACAUCAAGCAGGACCCUCACAUCAAGGCCGAUCCCGAUGCACCAGCGGCGGAGGAGGAUUUAUACGAAGAUGCUGGCGACCUCGAGUUUUACGACAAGAAUGCUGGCGCUUUCGAGACGCUUUACCUAGCUCGCGUUCCUCGAUACAUGUGGGAAGCUUGGUACAAGCUCACCGAACGACUGGGUGACGACGACGAGAUUCAAAUUGGCACUCUGCGAACAUGGACCAACCAAAAGCCAGAUGGCACCUCGGAUACCAAACUUCGUAUGCUUCUCUCUGCCAACUGCCCCGAGCACCAGACGCUGCCUCGCGAAUACGACCUCGAAGUACUGGAGCCCAACGUUAACAAUCACUUCAUCUUCAGUGAAGAGGAUUUGCCCGGUUUCAAGGCGCGCAGUAAGGCGCGACAGGAUGCUGCCGCUGCCGGCAUUCCCGCCUCAUUGCUAAGGCAGAGACAAGCCAACAACGGAUCAGAUCGACCGACGUACGACCGCAAGAGCCGAUACCAGCCAUACUACCGAAAAGCUGUUCCUAAAAGGACAAAGAUCUUUGGCAAGGUUCAUUAUGACGUUCGCGUGGAACCUCGUGACAUUAGGGAAGAAGAGCGACUGCUUCAGCAGAAGCUGCUAGAGGCAGAUGGAAACAAGUCCAAGCUCCAAAUCAUCAGCCAAAGCGCAGCAUCAUCCAUUGUCGCUCCCGGAAGCGCAGGUGCAGUCAGCUGGGGUGGCAGUUUUAUCAAAAACACUGCAUCUACAGCCAAGCCGAAGAAGGGCGAGGUUUUCAAGGCCGCUCGUAUUCCAGAAAACCAGCUUCUGGAUCUUAUCUUCGAAUGUUUCAGACAGUAUCAGUAUUGGUCCAUGAAGGCGUUGCGCCAGAAGCUUCAACAGCCUGACCAGUACCUGCGCCAAGUGCUUGAGAAGAUUGCGGUUCUCAACAAGAGUGGUCGAUUUGCCAACCAUUAUUGUUUGAGUGACGCUUACCGUGACAAGGGCGGCGCAGAGGCCCAGGAAGCUGCUGCCGAGCCCAUGGACGACGACGAUGAUGACGAAGAGAUGGAAGACGUGCUGCCAGCAGCUUAGUAUCCACGGCUCCUCCACCCCAUUGAGACCUAGGAAACGACAAAAAAGGUAGAAUUUGAUUUAGAGAGUCAAGUGAAGGACAUUAUUUAAUGCGGUGUUGCAAUGGAUUCAAACAAGGAUAGGGUUUUUAGAGCAUGAUACCCUUUUAGCCUAUAGAUUACCAGAAGUAGUCAAUUGUUCAGCG